Molecule: messenger RNA, 1050 nt
Organism: Anguilla anguilla (European eel)
Lineage: Eukaryota; Metazoa; Chordata; Actinopteri; Anguilliformes; Anguillidae
Product: endonuclease domain-containing 1 protein-like
Exons: 2
Coding region: 1-945 (314 amino acids)
Molecular function (GO): metal ion binding; nucleic acid binding; hydrolase activity
Source: RefSeq, a predicted model, not a curated record
AUGACGUCGUCGCGGGCGCCGGGCCGGGCGCUGGGCCUGGCACGGGCGCGGGCACGGGCACGGGCGGCCCUCCCGGCGCUGCUCCUGCUCCAGGCGGGCGCGCUGGUGGGGGUGGCGCGGGCGAGCGUGGAGGCGCGCCUCUCCCCGGAGUGCCGGGCGUUCCUGUACAGGGGCACGGCGCCCGUGGGCCUGGAGUCCCCCUCGCUGCGGAGGAUCUGCCAGCGCUACGGUGGGCGGGCGCGCUACGUCACCCUCUACGACACCGCCGACCGCGUGCCCGUCUACUCCGCCUACACCUUCAAGCGCUCCGACGGGGAAAGGAGGGCCAACGCCCCCUGGAUGUUCGAGCCGCAGCUGUCCGCGUCUUCGGGAAGCCGGGAGAUGCAGCCGAUGGGGCGGGGCGAGGCGAGCCGGAGCCUGGAGGACGGCCAGGCCGUGCUGGAGGACUACGACGACGCCGCCGGCUACGAGCGCGGGCAGCUCAACCCGGACGAGCACCAGGCCGCCCCCGGCGACAAGGCCGCCACCUACGCCCUCACCAACGCGGUGCCCCAGGCGCGCGAGUUCCGGGCGGGGCCGUGGGCGGAGCAGCUGCACGCCGUGCGCCGCCGCCUCAACAACUACUGCCGGGGCGUGGCCUACGUGGUCACGGGCGUCACCGGCGCGGGUCACGCGAUCCGCCGGCAGAACGCGGACCGCGUGGCCGUCCCCGCCUGCAUGUGGUCGGCCUACUGCUGCGUCGACUUCGACCGCAACGCCCCGCACGAGGAGCGCCACAAGCUGCCCGCCUUCGCCCACUACGGCCUCAACGACAGGCGGAACAACCAGGUCUCCGAGAUGCCCGUCGGGAAGCUGGAGGAGUUCCUGAAGGGCUCCACAUUCGUGGAGAAGAGCUUCCGGAUCUUCGCCGACGACUGCGUGCCUCCUCCCUCCGUGCGUCCGUAGCUCGCUCGCCCGACGGACCCUGGGUCAAAUACGCGUUGGUUUUGGAUUCAAGUACUGAUCUGUGCUUUGCUGAUCUUGUCUGGUGUAUUGGAACCAAAUUUGCAA